GGCAGCAGAAGCAGUUGGGGGAUCCACGGAGCAGCAGCACGCAGCGGAGGAGCGGCGGGUCGCGGUGGUUUCGGAAUAAUGACACAACAGUCCGGAUAAAUGGCCAAGUUUAAGAUGAAAGUCCACCGGCCGUGGCUGCUUUUUGUUUUCUUUCUUCCUUUGUCCGGUGUUUUCUGUUUCAGCGAGUUGUCCUUCAUCACGGAGCCCAGUGAUGUUACUGCACUACCAAAGGACCCCGCUGUGUUGGACUGUCAGGCUCACGGGCAGCCGCCAGUCACCAUCAGGUGGCUAAAGAAUGGAGUUCGGCUGGCAGAGAGUGAGCACAUCCAGUUUCUGCCCAACGGCUCCUUGUACAUACCAAAGAUAAAGCAUACCAAGGGGGAUUCAGAUGAAGGAUUCUACCAGUGCCUCUCGCAGAACAAAUAUGGAGCUAUCCUAAGCCAAAGAUCACAUCUGACUAUCGCAAGUAUCUCAGAUUUUGUGUUGCAUCCUGUGCCUGUGGUGGUGACUGAGGGGUCAGUGGCACGGUUCUCCUGUGCAGUCGUCUCCAGCCCUCCUGCCACCAUCACCUGGGAGCUCAACCAAAGCACAUUACCACUACAGACAGACAGAAUUACAGUUUUGCCCAAUGGAGUUCUUCAGAUUCACAAUGUUCAAUUGGAAGAUGCUGGGCAGUAUCGAUGUGUGGCAACUAACAUCGGUAGCCGUUUGAAGAGCAGAGAAGCCAUGCUGACAGUCAACCAGGGUGCAGGUCCUAAACCACAGCAGAGGCCCAGAAUCAUUGCUGGACCUCAGAAUGUCACAGUUUCUCUUCACCAAACUGUGGUGCUGGAGUGUGUGGCCACAGGCAACCCCUGGCCCAUCAUCUCCUGGAGCCGUGCUGACAGUAAACCCAUCGAUGUGUACAAUGCCAAAGUGCUGGGCAAUGGGAACCUGGUCAUUACUGAUGUCAGCGCCAAGCACAGUGGGGUCUACCUCUGCAGGGCCACCACUCCUGGAACCCGCAACUACACUAUUGCUGCAGCCAACAUCACAGUUCUAGAGCCGCCAUCCAUAGUGGAGAGGCCCGAGAGCCAGACCCGUCCAAGAGCAGGCACUGCUAGGUUUAUGUGCCAAGCAGAGGGCCUGCCCCCGCCACGCAUCAGCUGGCUAAAAAAUGGGGAAGAGGUUCACCUAAAUGGAAGGAUUAAAAUGUAUAACAGUAAAUUGGUGAUUACCCAGAUCAUCCCCGAGGAUGAUGCCAUCUAUCAAUGUGUGGCAGAGAGUGAACAGGGCUCUGUGCUGUCCUUGGCUCGCCUUAUUGUCGUCAUGUCCGAGGACAGGCCCAGUGCACCGAGAAAUAUCCAUGCUGAGACCAUCUCAAGCUCUGCUAUCUUACUGGCCUGGGAGAGACCACUCUACAAUGCAGACAAAGUCAUCGCCUACUCCAUCCAUUACAUGAAGGCUGAAGGGCUAAACAACGAAGAAUACCAAGUCGUUAUUGGCAACGACACGACCAGCUACAUCAUCGAUGAUCUUGAGCCAGCUCGAAACUACAGCUUUUACAUCGUGGCUUAUAUGCCAAUGGGAGCCAGUCGUAUGUCCGACCAAGUCAGUCAACAUACCCUGGAGGAUGUGCCUUUGCGUACCCCAGAGCUAAGUCUGACCAGCCACAGCUCGACAGAUAUCCAGGUGAGCUGGCAGCCGCUGCCAGCCAAGGUGAGCCGUGGCCAGUUGUCCGCAUACAGACUCUCCUAUCGCACAGCUGCAGACAGCACUGUUGCUUCUGUGGAGCUACCUCAGAACAGCACCGAACAUCUGCUGCAGGGCCUGCAGCCUGACACCAUCUAUUUGCUCCGUAUGGCUGCGGCCACCCGCGUGGGCUGGUGUGAGCCCUCAGCCUGGACCUCGCACCGUACACCCAAGACCUCCAGCAACAAAGUGCCUUCAGCUCCUGUUCUUCAACUUGAGCCACUCAACUGCACCUCCAUUGUGGCACGUUGGCAAACCUCCACAGAAUCUGUGGCUGUCCAGGGUUACCAGCUGUGUUACCAUGAAGCAGGUCAACCAGAGCAGCCCAACAUCAUACUGCAGGCUCAAAGAAACACCUACACCAUCAGUGGCCUUGAUCCAAGGAGAAAGUAUCAUGUCAAGAUUCUGGCUCUCAGUCAAGCGGGAGAUGGCUAUCAGACAGACCAAACAGUUAGCACUCCGGGAUGUGUGUCAGCAAGAGACCAACCGGCAGCAGCCCCCCCACCUCCAGACCAUGUGAUGGUCUUGGCCACCAAUUCAUCUGCUGUAUCUCUGCGUUGGGGCCGUCCUGCUUUCCCCUCUGGAAAGGCUGUUAGCUAUACAGUCCGCUGUACACCCGUGGGCACCCACAAUGCCUCUGCCAUACGCUACAUACAAACAACCAAACAGAGCGUCCUGGUUCAGAAAUUGGAUCCAAACACUCGCUAUGAGUUUGUUGUGCGUCUCCAUGUGGAUCAGAUGUCGAGUCCCUGGAGUUCUGUCGUUUACAAUCGAACCCUACCAGCAGCACCUAGCCAUCCACCUGCAGGAGUACGAGUGACUCUGAUCGAGGAUGACACUGCUCUGGUGUCCUGGAGGGAGCCCACAGAGCCCAAUGUGGUGGUUACACACUACACCAUCCUGUAUGCUUCACACAAAGCCUGGAUGGCUGGACACUGGCAAAUAAUGCAGAGGGAGGGAAGCCAUACGAUGGCCCUGCUGGAGAAGCUGGAGGCGGGAAAUGUCUACCUGGUCAAGAUCUCUGCCUCCAAUCAGGUUGGUGACGGGCCUUUCUCUAACAUCGUGGAGCUGCCACUUAAGCGGGGAAACUCCCACCGCAGCAAGAACCCCAGGCACUCUGACAUCUUCCCAGACACAGCAGUGUUCUCUGAUGAUCACUACAACUUAGACCAGAGGUCCAUGACAGGGAUUAUCGUUGGUGUGAGCAUCGCCUUGGCCUGUAUUGUUAUGUGUGCCUUAAUCCUCCUCAGCAAGGGUAGACCAAGAAAGGCCUCCAGUCACAAAGUGAUUGCUGUAGGAGGUGGUGAUGGUCCACAUGCUGGUGUGUCCCUGCCCGGUGAACGCCACACAGAUAAUGUGGAGGCUCUUAUACCCAUGAUGAGUGGUCACAUUUUAGAUGCCACGGGUGGAUCUAAUAUAGUCAUAAAUAGUGGCGGUCCAGUCAGCAACACUAAUCAAAGCAAGAGGUGGCUGCUCUUCAAUAGGGAGAUCGGAAAUCCAGCUGAAAGUGAUGUGGAGAGUAGAGCCAGCUUGUAUGAGGCUGGUAAAACCGUUCUGAGGUAUGACGAGCAUUUAGGCCCCCUGCCGCCUUCCUCCCGGGAGAUCAUCUAUGGACCAUUUCAUUCGGAGAGCUCUCACUCCAGCGAGGGCAGCCAAGAGACGGGAGACUCGGGACACUACUCCAACGAAGAAAGCAACGAAGAGAUGAGCAAUCCUUCGACAAGCCAGAGCUCCAGACCAGAGUCUUUUGGGCCAAAUGAUGGAACUGCUGUCAUUGAGCUGAAGCAGUCUUUUGAAGUGGAAUUUGAGAAGACGCUGAGUCAUCCCCUCCAUCACUCCGCCCUUGAUGCCUCCCAGCUCUGCUGCACCUCGGAGGGCUCUCAUCCCGCCCUGCACAUAUCCCAUGCAGAAGAAUGCUGACCCCACCUGGCCGGUAUUUGCUCUCCAGCAGCUGAAACUACACCAUGUCUACCUCGUUUGACUUCCUGAGUUGAGCCCCUCGGUUAUUUCCUGAGACACAAAGGAUCCACACAAGCCAGCUGCUAUGAUUGGAAGAGACUUUCGCUGCUUUUGCUGCGGAUCUACCUCAGGAUUUUGUAUGAAUGUUUAUUAUAACAUUUUAUUUCCAUUAUUUUUUACAACUUUCUACCUGUUUUCUUGCGUUUGGUGUUGUCUGUCCAAAACCAAAGCUCACCCAUGAUGAAUGUUAAAAAGAAUGUCAGAAAUGUACUGUGAUACAUUUUCCAUUAUAUUUAAUUAUUUUCCACUGGAGUGAAGGGUGUAGUUGGGCCCUCUUGACUGAUUAUCUACCUCAGUUUUCUGUUCUUGUAUGUACAUUUUCUACCUCCUUUUCACCAAAUAUUGUGCAGUAUUAUCUCAGACUCAGGGGAAAAGGGGAAAACAUUUCAUUGCCAUGUCUUGCUACCUCUGUCGGGGCAUUAUUAUCUUGAGGUGCUUUUUUUUUUAAGAUUCUCUCUUUUAUUUUCAUGGUUGAAAGAGCUUUUGUUUCACAUUGUUUGUCUCUGAAUGGUGUAUGCUGUGAAAAUAACAAGUGCAUUAGAUACUGUCAAACUGUUUGAGCUUUAUCAUACUGUAUGGUUUGACAUUUUCAGUGCAGUGAACCCAAAGCUUUAAUAUGGCCUUAAUAUCGAAAGGGCUUUGCAUACUUUAAAUAAUGAGAUCCAAAGACGGGAAAAAUUGUACCCAAAGAGUUUUUGAUAAUACCAUAGAUAUUCUAAGGCAACCAAAAAUAUAGAGGAUGUAUAUUAAGGGUGUGUUUGCCAAAAUACUGUUUGUGCCAAUGAUGUAAAUUUCCCUUAGAGUGGUGGUUUGAAUGCUUUACUCAGUGUAAAUUUUCUUGAUGCUUUAUUCUGGUGAAAGCUUUAGCACAAGUCUCCCCGGCUUGUGUUCAAUUUGCCUUCUAGACCAUUGCUAAACGCAGCGGUGACGCCGGUGCUAUUAUCCAAAGAGUUGUCUGCUUCCUCAGAUGGGUAUGGCUUUUAAUUCAGUUGAUCCUUGGUAUGAUGAGGUGGUAAUGAUUCACAGACCAAAGUUCAAAUGUGUCCACCCAGUGAUAGAUGGUGAUAUUUAUUCUUGGGUUAGAGAAUCUUCUGUCACCGUUCAAUAUUACUGUGUGGGGAAGAAUUCAUCGCCCUAUGAUGUUUCCUGUCCAAGGGCGACAAUGAAGGAUUCUGACUAUCAUAAAGAAAACCCUAUGUGUGAAGAGCAACAUAAUCAUUUUUUAUAACUUUGUGAUACAAAUUAUCCUAACCAAAGAAACUUGAAGUCUCUGUUAUUUAGUGAUUUUCUUUGGUUUUCUUUUACAUUAUUGGAAUUGAAAUGUGAUAGAUUCACAAUGGUUUUAAAUGCUAGAAUGGCUUUUUACGUAGAUCUCUUUUUUUUUUUUAAAGCUUGAGAUGUCAAAAAUUGUUCUGCUGUCUUUUGAUCACCAUGAGAUUUCACCUUAAUUGUUCUUAGCUUACAUUGGAAAUUUUAAUUUUGAUUAUCUUGAUGGUUUAGACAAAGAUAUUUCCCAAUUUCAAAGUGACAUUUUCCUAACUUAAUAAGGCAGGUUUCAAGUUCAAAGUUUGCUGGUGUAGUGGUCUAAUGAAAAAGGUUAAUUUGAAAGCCACAAGUAAGUUUUGCUGACUCAACUCAGGUGCCAAAUGUAGAUUUAGAGUGUAGACUUAACUGUUAUUAUUUAAGAUAGGGUUUUUUGAUAUUUCUACUUUUGAAUACCAAAACACAUCCUUUAAUUCAAAGUGAGCAACAGAACAAAUUAUUGUAGGUGUUGAAAUGUUACAACAGCUUUUUUUGGUACUCUCAAGAUGAUCACAAAUACUAGAUAAUAAAAUUGUUCUUGGAAAAAUA
Messenger RNA from Scophthalmus maximus (turbot), 5601 nucleotides. Its product is annotated as protogenin B-like. The record is from RefSeq and is a predicted model, not a curated record. Lineage: Eukaryota; Metazoa; Chordata; Actinopteri; Pleuronectiformes; Scophthalmidae. Gene Ontology annotation, biological process: cell-cell adhesion; axon guidance. Gene Ontology annotation, molecular function: protein binding. Gene Ontology annotation, cellular component: axon; plasma membrane. The coding region runs from base 100 to 3651 and encodes 1183 amino acids. The transcript has 19 exons.